Molecule: messenger RNA, 420 nt
Organism: Knipowitschia caucasica
Lineage: Eukaryota; Metazoa; Chordata; Actinopteri; Gobiiformes; Gobiidae
Source: the annotation of a GenBank genome assembly
AUGGAGAAAACCGGAGCACCUGGAGGAAACUGGAGCACCUGGAGGAAAACGGAGAAAACUGGAGGGAACUGGAGGAAACUGGAGAGAACCAGAGCAUCUAGAGGAAACCAGAGAGCACCUGGGGGAAAACGGAGAAAACUGGAGGGAACUGGGGGAAACUGGAGAGAACCGGAGCACCUGGAAGAAACUGGAGCACCUGGAGGAAUCUCAAGAGAACCUGGAGGAAACUGGAAAGCACCUGGAAGAAAAUUGAGCAACUGGGGAAAAACUAGAAAGCACCUGGAGGAAACCGUAGCACCUGGAGGAAACCGUAGCACCUGGAGGAAACUGGAGCGCAGCUGGAAGAAACUGGAGAGCACCACUGGAGCACCUGGAGGAAACUGGAGCACCUGGAGGAAUCUGAAGAGUAACUGGAAGUAA